CAAUUUCUGACACAAGAGGAACGAAAUGGAUCUGAAAUGUUAUCAAUAACGAGUGAUUUUUUUAUUUGUUUUUUGUAUUGAUAACUGCUACUGAAGUGGUUCAGUGUAUGUGUGUGCCUUUUCAUCCAAAUAGCAAUUGUUUAUAGCUAUAAAAUGGAAGGUCGCAAUCAUAGCAGCGACUCUUUGGCUUCCAACUCAUCCAACUCCAAAAUCGGACGAGAUUCUGCCUCAUCAAGCAGAGGAUCGGCUGUCAAAAGUCUGUCAAGCUCCACUUCAGCUUCUAAUGAAUACUUUCCUGAUUUUGACUCCAAAGUCACCAUCAAAGAGCCAUCAAUUGUUGACAGCCCGACUCCUUUGUUGACGGGGGAAAAAAUCCAAGGAGCUGCCAGAGAUGUGACCUACUUGUGUCCUUUCAUAGGACCAGUGAGGGGAGCGUUAACUGUCACAAACUACAAAAUCUACUUUCGCAGUUCAGAUCGUGAACCCCCAUUCAUUCUUGACGUUCCUUUGGGUGUAGUCAGUCGAAUUGAGAAGAUGGGAGGGGCCAGCAGCCGUGGGGAAAACUCUUAUGGAAUCGAACUCAUCUGCAAGGAUCUAAGGAAUUUGCGUUUCGCCCACAAACAGGAAAAUCAUUCACGAAGAAAUGUAUUCGAAAAACUGCAGCAGCACGCGUUCCCUCUCUCACACAGAAUGGGUUUGUUUGCUUUUGAAUUUAAAGAAGAAUACCCUGAAAACGGUUGGACAAUGUACGAGCCCGUUGCCGAGCUGAAACGUCAAGGUUUGCCCAACGAGAGCUGGCGGAUCACCAAACUCAACGAAAACUACGAAAUCUGUGACAGUUAUCCAGCCGUUUGGGCCGUUCCCGCUGCAGCUACGGACGACGAACUCAGAUAUGUGGCCUCUUUCCGUAGCCGCGGCCGUUUGCCAGUGCUAUCGUGGAUCCAUCCCGAGAGUCAAGCCACCAUUACGCGCUGCUCACAACCACUCGUGGGAGUGAGUGGCAAACGCAGCCGGGACGAUGAGCGCUACGUCCAGCUCAUACUGGACGCAAACGCUCAGUCCCACAAACUUUUCAUUAUGGACGCACGGCCGAGCGUCAAUGCGGUAGCCAAUAAAGCCAAAGGAGGUGGUUACGAAUCGGAGGAUGCCUACCAAAAUGCUGAACUUGUUUUCAUGGACAUCCAUAAUAUCCACGUCAUGAGAGAAUCUCUGCGGAAAAUCAAAGAAAUUUGUUUCCCGACUGUAGAUGACGUGCACUGGUUGUCAGCGAUUGAAUCAACCCAUUGGCUGGAACAUAUCAAGUGUAUUCUUUCGGGUGCCGUUCGGAUUGUUGAUAAGGUUGAAAAUCACCGGACCUCAGUGAUGGUCCACUGUUCUGAUGGGUGGGACCGAACAGCCCAAUUGACGGCGAUUGCCUUGCUCUUGCUUGAUCCUUAUUACCGCACUCUGCGGGGAUUUCAAGUGAUCAUUGAGAAAGAAUGGCUGAGCUUUGGGCACAAAUUUGCCCAAAGGAUCGGCCAUGGAGAUGACAGGCAUUCAGAUGCUGAUAGGUCUCCUGUAUUCCUUCAGUUUAUCGAUUGCGUUUGGCAGGUGACACGCCAAUUUCCUAGUGCGUUCGAGUUCAACGAACAUUUUCUCAUUACGAUUCUUGACCAUUUGUACUCGUGCCUGUUUGGUACAUUCCUAUUCAACACCGAACAACAAAGAGUGAAAGAAGAUGUGAAACAGCAGACGGUUUCACUAUGGUCCUUCAUCAAUAGCCACACUGAUGAAUUUAUCAAUCCUCUCUACUGUGCAGCCUAUGUCGAACAGCAUGUUCUAUUCCCAGUCGCAAGUCUGCGUCAACUUCGACUGUGGACUAACUAUUACUGCCGUUGGAAUCCUAGAGUUCGACCACAGGAGCCUAUUGCCGCUAGAUCGCGAGUAUUGGUUUCUCUACGCUCUCAUCUCCAACGACGAGUCCAGGAACUGCAAAAGGAACUGGAUGCCCGACUGGCUCGUGGCACUACCACAGUUACGCAAAGCAACGAGGGACGUUCCGCAGCAGCGAGAGUAUCAUCCCCCAUCUAUAGUUGAAGAACUAGCUAAUGCGCUACUCCUCCAUAACCACGUAUAUACAUUUUUCACUUCCUUUUCUCUGUUGAACACUGCAAGUUUAUUGGCCGAACAAAUAUAAAGAAUUCACGAAGCCAAAUGAACCGCUAAAAAUAAUCUAAAUCAACGUUAGUAGUAAUGUUAUUCGCGUUAAGGUUGUUGAAUUUGGGAAAUUUAUUGGCACAGGUUCUCUGUAUUUUGGUUAAUACAGAAUUUUAGCUGAGUGACUAUGGUGAAUGUCAAAAGGGAACCGUAAGAGAAAGGAAAAAGAGCAAGGAAGUAGCAACUGUUGCAUUAACUUAAUGAAUCCCAAGCGAAAUUGCUGCUUUUUCUUUGUCUUUUUUCCAUUUCUUAUGCUAUCUCGGUUCCAGCUUGCGGGAAAUUUUGACUAGAAUUUCGUAAAACACUUUUUGUUGCUGUUACGUAAUAAUAUGUCGAGUAAUUAUGCAAACUUAUGAUCAAUUUUGUAGUGUAGCCCUGUUCCAUCGAGUCUGAUUAGUCGACCUGAGAUAUCAAGAAGCCGAUGUGAAAUUAACGUGUACCGAAGUCACUAGUCAGGUAGCCAUUAAUUUCUAGUGAUAAUCUAGUAAACAUUUUGGUUUUUUGAUCUAACAAAAACUGUACACAGUAAUAAAAGAAAGACAUCCAUGCUGGUGUUCAACCAUUCAACAUUUGCUUUCAGUUGAACUUUUUGAAUCUCAUGUUAAUUAAUUUUGGGAUGCAUUUCAGGAUUCAGGACUUUCAUAACUUUUUUUUUAAAAUUGCAAGAAAUAUUCAAAAAUAGUUUGGCUCUAAAAUACGCAGCUGUCAAUCAGUUGAUGGACUUAUCUCCCCCUAAGAACAUUAAUGAUCACACCAACCAAACAAGGAUAUCAAAAAUCUCCUACCCCUCUCCAGUUGCACAGCAAUUGAAUCUGUUAACCAGUUGGUUUGAUCGCACGAAUGAUAAAUUGAUAAGGGUAAUCCUUGCUGUUUUGCCUUUUAUUUGCUUCCCUUCUUAUCAACACUUAUACUAUGAUUGGAGUUAUAAUAUGAAAAUGUCUAGGCGAAGGUGAACACUCGUACUCGCUUCACUAUUCCGCAUCUCUUUCCUACUAUUCCUACAACACUGAGUUAAAAUUUCAGCUUUGAAAUGUAUCGUUUUUAAAAACGCCAGAAUUAAAUUCCUUAAAGUUUGGCUUAAAACCACAGUAGUUUUUUCAUCAACCCACGCUUUAAAACCGUUACUAUCCUGAUAAAAGAAAAUGGUAAAAAUGCAAGGAGAAAACAGUAAAAUUAUUGGAACAAUUGGUGACUAUGAAAUUGGUGCUAAAUGGCAGUGGAAAUUCAACACAGGCAAAAUCUCUUCAACUUUAUUGAUAAUUUCACUGUUUAUGUCAUUACUGAUGAUGGCAGUUAGUGGCACACUUUGGGUACAGUUCUCCAGGUUGUCUGUCAAGCAAGCAGAGCUUGCUGAAAUCAGCUCAAACAUCAGAGAAAUACAGUCCAAAUUACAAAUGGAAUGGAAAGAAAUGAAAAAACUACGAGAGGAAUUGAGUAGUUCUCUUUAUGGCAACAAGGAAGGAAGCAUUGAAGAUGGUGACAUUAAUUAUCGAGAGAAAAGAAGUGACACUAGGGGAAGCUCAAACAACCAAAUAAGUAAGAAACAAUCCAUCAAGGGAAAGAUGAAGGACCAUAACUCAUCACUUGGCAAAUCUUCUCUCAAGCACACCAACAUUAAACAUGCACCAAAGGUUACUGCCGUCCAUUUGGAGAGAAACGUAGAUUUCGCAAACACAGGCUCAAAUGGGGUCAUCCAACGCUGGCACCCGCAACAUUGGUCACCGACCAAUAAUUCACUCGUCGUAGAAAGCUUAAAACUUGAAGAUCACAAUUCUAGUUUGGUUAUACCCAGUACUGGACUAUACCUUAUCUAUGCCCAGGUGCUAUGCUACGCGGCGACCAGAGAUAACAACAGUUACGAAGUUCGUGUAAUUAAUCAGGGAGCAACCAGCUCGCAAUCCAAGAUAAUCGCUCAGUGCAGUGCUGGAACUACGAUCCACGAUAAUGAUAUUACGUGCUACACAUCAGUUGCUCAAAUGCUUCAAGCUAAUGACAGAGUUUACCUGCAACAAAUACAAAAAAAUCGACACUUGUUAAUGAGCAUGGGUCGCAGCUUCCUGGGAAUUGUGAAGUUGAUGUAAACCCGGAAACAGUAAUAUUGAUUUCAUUUUGAGUUUAACCAUUAUAACCUUUUUUUUUUUCACUGUGUUGACCCGGAUCAAGUAAUCGUACAAAGCCAAUUUGUGAUCACGUAUUGCGUCGUUGUGAUAAUGCUAUUCGAUUUUGUGUUGUUUGAUAAUCGAAGGAAAAAAAAAAAGAAAUACAAUUACCUCCCAACUUUAAA
This is a messenger RNA of Daphnia pulicaria, 4480 nucleotides long. It is a transcript of the gene mtm, whose product is annotated as myotubularin-related protein 2-like. The transcript has 14 exons. Gene Ontology annotation, molecular function: phosphatidylinositol-3,5-bisphosphate 3-phosphatase activity. The record is from RefSeq and is a predicted model, not a curated record. Gene Ontology annotation, biological process: dephosphorylation. NCBI's taxonomy places the organism in Eukaryota, Metazoa, Arthropoda, Branchiopoda, Diplostraca, Daphniidae. Bases 154 to 2076 code for a protein of 640 amino acids.